Molecule: messenger RNA, 821 nt
Organism: Melanaphis sacchari
Lineage: Eukaryota; Metazoa; Arthropoda; Insecta; Hemiptera; Aphididae
Product: GILT-like protein 1
Exons: 5
Coding region: 103-747 (214 amino acids)
Molecular function (GO): oxidoreductase activity, acting on a sulfur group of donors, disulfide as acceptor
Source: RefSeq, a predicted model, not a curated record
CUACAGUCUAGGCUAUCCGUUCGUCCAUCCGUCCGUCCGUCCGACUGCAAAUACGAGCUGCUGCUGCUGCAAAAAAAAGACAAAGGACGAUAAAAAAUAACCAUGAAGAAUUUAAUAUUCGUGGUAGCUGUGGUAACUUUUGCUACGGUUUCGGCCAACAGAAUCAAACGCGCUCCGUUGAAAGUUUCGGUUUACUAUGAAUCUCAUUGUCCGGACAGCAGAGAUUUCAUCAUUACACAACUCCAUCCACACUUCUGUAAAGUACAACAAUACUUGAAUUUGAACUUGGUGCCUUUUGGUAAGGCAUAUAGUUCGGAUCAAGGUUUCACUUGCCAGCACGGACCUAAAGAAUGCCGUGGUAACACAAUACAUAACUGUGUGUUGAAACGUAUACAAGAUUCUACAGCUCAAGUAAACUAUGUGAAUUGUGCCAUGUAUAAUCCCGACCAACCAGGACACAUUGAAAAAACGUGUGUUGAAGAAAGCGGCGUCAAUGUCGACCAAGUAGAAAAAUGUUUUACCUCAUCGGAAGGCUAUGAAAUGAUGCUAAAGGCUGAAAAAGAAACUAAAGCAAUGACACCUGGACCACUGUUUGUGCCUACCAUUGUGUUUGACGAUGAAUAUAAUGACGAUGAUCAAAAUCAAGCGUUCGUGAACUUCGAAUCAACGCUAUGUGAGAAGCUAGUGAGCCACGGGCACACGGAAGUGUGCUCAAACGGUGCGAUUAUAAGCCAUGAAACAUGUUGAACGAUUUAUGUACUAUAAUUGAUAAUAAUGCUUUUAUUAACAAUACUAUAUUGUUAUUACUAGUCAUUUUAUCA